Messenger RNA from Malassezia globosa CBS 7966, 954 nucleotides. RefSeq lists its product as uncharacterized. The transcript has 3 exons. Gene Ontology annotation, molecular function: RNA polymerase II general transcription initiation factor activity; promoter-specific chromatin binding. Gene Ontology annotation, cellular component: SAGA complex; nucleus; transcription factor TFIID complex. Bases 1 to 954 code for a protein of 317 amino acids. The record is from RefSeq and is a predicted model, not a curated record. Gene Ontology annotation, biological process: transcription initiation at RNA polymerase II promoter. NCBI's taxonomy places the organism in Eukaryota, Fungi, Basidiomycota, Malasseziomycetes, Malasseziales, Malasseziaceae.
AUGAGCGCGAGUCACGCCCACGAGCAGCGUCAGGACCGACCUCCGAUGGAGUUGGAAGUCUCUUCAAACGGGAGGGAAGGAUCUUUUGCUCAAAUACCUUUGCCGAGCAAAAGGCAGCAUACGAGAGAGCCUCUUGCUGUGCCCAAAGACACGCUGGAGGCCUGGCAUGAAGCGACAGUGUCAUCGCUUUCGCUCUUACCUGUGGCAUGUGUAGAGCCAAAUGCAACCGUUCGAACGGCCUUAGCAGCCUCACGUGCACAUCGCGGACAAAGUGUGUUGAUUGCUGAGCAAGGGUACCUCAGGGGAUAUGUGGACCUGAUUGACUUGGUAUCGCACGAGACGCAAGGGUCGCUGGACGAUCUAGUGCAGGACAUACAACAUCGUUUUGUGCCUUUAUCCGAUGGCACCUUUCGUGUUAUUCAUGCAGGCACGCGCCUCGCGGAGGUGGCUGUCUUUCUGGAGUCUGCUCCCCUUGCUCUCGUGUCAGAUGAAGCAGGCACGCAUAUUACGAAUGUGGUUGAGCGUGGGGAUCUCAUGCGAUAUGCCGAAACGAGUGGCAUGCAUGCGCCAGGGGGAAUGGAACAAGAGACGUCUAUGCCAAACAGGAAUGACGAAGAGUCACGACGCGAUCGAUCACUUGUCGAUGUGCUACGGAGACUGGACGGCUAUGCGCCCCUCAUUCCUGACGAAGUAACAGACUAUUACUUGGAGCGAGCGGGUUUCCAGUGUGAAGAUGUGCGCUUGAAGCGCCUCCUUGCUCUUGCAACGGAAAAAUUUGUUGCCGAUAUUGCGUCCGACGCGUUUCAGUAUGCUCGGAUCCGCACGAAUGCAGGUCCUGCUCGCAGCAGCCGCCCUACGCGAGACCGCGCACGCACUGUGCUCACUAUGGAUGAUCUGAGUGCGGCCUUAGGCGAGUAUGGGAUUGAUGCAAGACGGGCGGAAACGUUCCGUUAA